ACAGAAAUGUCAUUUGUGAUGUUAUGUCUAUAUUUUGGUCUAUAUUAUGUAUCUAAUUCUGCUCCUUUUCUCUUUAUAAAGGUGGAACUCUCCAGCAAUGCUGUUUUGCACCAGAUGAGACGGGAUCAGGUCACAGAUAUGUGUCGAGCCAACAAUGUGUUAGGAAGGAAACGCCGUGUACUAACUCCUAAUGACCUGAAACACUUGGUGGUUGAUGAAUAUCAUGAGCUGAUUUACUGUUAUGUGCCAAAAGUGGCAUGUACCAACUGGAAGAGGGUAAUGAUGGUCCUUACAGGAAGAGGUAAAUACAGUGAUCCCAUGGAAAUACCGGCAAAUGUGGCUCAUGUCUCCUCCAACCUCAAAACCCUUAACCAGUAUAGCAUUCCAGAGAUCAACCAUCGCUUGAAAAAUUUCAUGAAGUUCCUAUUUGUUCGUGAACCUUUUGAGAGAUUAGUUUCAGCCUACAGAAAUAAAUUUACCCAAAAAUACAACACGUCCUUCCACAAACGCUAUGGCACCAAAAUAAUAAGGCGGCAGCGGAAAAAUGCCACCCAGGAAGCACUACUUAAUGGCAGCGAUGUCAAAUUUGAGGAGUUUGUUGCUUAUCUUAUUGAUCCACACACCCAAAAAGAAGAGCCCUUUAAUGAGCACUGGCAAAACAGUUUUUUCUCUCUGCCACCCAUGCCAUAUCCAUUAUGAUCUCAUAGGAAAAUACGAAACCUUAGAAGAAGAUUCUAAUUAUGUCUUGCAACUGGCAGGAGUGGGUAACUAUCUGAAAUUUCCCACUUUUGCCAAGUCUACCAGAACUACUGAUGAAAUGACAGCAGAAUUUUUCCAAAACAUCAGUUCAGAGCACCAAACUCAACUGUAUGAGGUCUACAAACUGGAUUACUUAAUGUUCAACUACUCAACUCCAGCCUACCUAAACUAGAAUAA
Staurois parvus is the source of this 936-nucleotide messenger RNA. The record is from the annotation of a GenBank genome assembly. Lineage: Eukaryota; Metazoa; Chordata; Amphibia; Anura; Ranidae.